Pyrus x bretschneideri (Chinese white pear) is the source of this 345-nucleotide messenger RNA. Its product is annotated as glucose-1-phosphate adenylyltransferase large subunit 2, chloroplastic/amyloplastic-like. The transcript is spliced from 4 exons. The record is from RefSeq and is a predicted model, not a curated record. Gene Ontology annotation, molecular function: glucose-1-phosphate adenylyltransferase activity. NCBI's taxonomy places the organism in Eukaryota, Viridiplantae, Streptophyta, Magnoliopsida, Rosales, Rosaceae. Bases 1 to 345 code for a protein of 114 amino acids. Gene Ontology annotation, biological process: glycogen biosynthetic process.
AUGGGUGUUUAUGUGUUUAGAACUGAUGUCCUACUUAGGCUUUUAAGGUGGAGCUAUCCUUCUUGCAAUGAUUUUGGCUCCGAGAUUAUUCCAUCAGCUGUGAAGGAGCACAAUGUCCAGGCAUAUCUAUUCAAUGACUACUGGGAGGAUAUUGGAACUGUAAAGUCUGUCUUCGAUGCAAACUUGGCCCUCACAGAACAGCCUCCGAAGUUUGAAUUCAACGAUCCAAAGACACAUUUCUACACCUCUCCUAGAUUCUUGCCACCUACAAAAGUUGAAAAAUGCAGGGAAGAUGAUUGCAUAAUCCACCGAGCUGGGAAAAAGGGUAAAAUCAGCUAUAUGUAG